AUGGUGCCUGGAUCAUCGGAGGGACAUCGCCUGCUGCGGGAGCGGAUCCGCAAGAGUCGGAGCACUCAGGAGCUGCAGACUUUUGAGGAUUGGGACCAUGGCUGGGAAGACAUGGUGCCGGUAGACAGCCGGCACGCUCCCCUGGACAACGCACGGCUCAUAGUGGUGGCAAAUCGGCUUCCAGUGACCUGCUCCAAGGACCCGCAGGGCAGAUGGCGGCUGCAGGUGCGGCGCAUGCGGGGCCGUGGGCUGCUGCAGGGGGCAACCCACCCAAGCGGCGAGGACGGGUGGGGCUGGGGCAGCAGGCGGCGCGAGGGCGCGGGCAUCGGUGGGGCGUCCGGCGGCCAUGCGGAGGGGUUUGCGCAUGGGCCGGCCGGCAAGCACGGCUUGCUCCCUCGAGCGGCACGGGCGCGGGACGAGGGCGUGCGUGGCGGCCGCAGACGGAUCAGCGCGGGCGGGCUGGUCAGCGCGCUCAUGGGGGUCGGCAAUUACACGACCCUCUGGGUCGGCUGGCCAGGCAUCUACGUCAGGCCGGGCCGCGACCGAGACGCGCUGGCGGCCAUGCUGCAGAAGGAGGGUUACGUGCCCGUCUGGCUGGAGCCCCAGCUGCUCGACCUCUACUACAACGGCUUCUGCAACAGCGUGCUGUGGCAGCUGUUCCAUUACGUCCCGCUGAAUAUGGACGGCUGGCAGCGCAUGACAGAGCACCACACCAUGCAGAUGCAGUGGCAGGCGUACUCGGCAGCCAAUGACCGCUUCGGGGAGGUGGUCCUGGCGCACUACCAAGGCGGGGACAUGGUGUGGGUGCAGGACUACCACCUCAUGCUGCUGCCGCAGCUGCUCAAGCAGGGGCACCCCAAAAUGAAGGCGCGCGGCGGGCGGCGGGCUCGGGCCCCACGCCGCGCGCUGGCCCCUGGCAGGGUGGGCUGGUUCCUGCACACGCCAUUCCCCUCCUCGGAGAUCUACCGCACGCUGCCCGUCAGGGAGGAGGUGCUGCGUGCGGUGCUGAAGGCCGACCUCAUAGGUUUUCACACCUACGACUACGCGCGCCACUUCAUCAGCAGCUGCACGCGCAUCCUGGGGCUGGAGGGCACCCCCGAGGGGGUCGAGGACAACGGCAGCAUAACUCGCGUCGCCGCGUUCCCUAUCGGCAUUGAUCCGGAGCGCUUCACCGCUGCGCUGGAGGCUGAGGAGGUACAGGGCAACAUAGCCAAGCUGCUCAACAGGUAUGCGGGGCGCAAGGUGAUGCUUGGCGUCGACCGGCUGGACAUGAUCAAGGGAAUCCCCCAGAAGCUGCUCGCCUUCGAGAAGUUCCUGCAGGAGCACCCUGAGUGGCGCGACAAGGUGCUGCUGGUGCAGAUCGCUGUCCCCAGCCGCACAGACGUCCCCGAGUACCAGCGGCUGCGCUCCAUGGUGCACGAGAUCGUGGGCCGCAUCAACGGCGCGUUCGGCACCCUGACCUACGUGCCCAUCCACCACCUGGACCGCCAGCUCAGCUUCCAUGAGCUGUGUGCACUGUACGCCGUCACUGACGUGGCGCUCAUCAACAGCCUGCGCGACGGCAUGAACCUGGUGUCAUAUGAGUACGUGGCCUGCCAGUCAGACAAUGCGGGCGUCCUGGUGCUGUCGGAGUUCGCCGGCGCGGCGCAGAGCCUGGGGGCGGGGGCCAUAUUGGUCAACCCCUGGAACGCCAUCGAGGACGCGCUGACGAUGAGCGAAGAGGAGCGGCGGGAGCGGCAUCGGCAGAACUACAUGCACGUGGCCACCCACACGGCGCAGGCACGCGGCUCUACUGCUGCUCGGGCUUGGGCGGACACCUUCAUAUCAGAGCUGAACGACACCCACAUCGAGGCUGACCUGCGCCUGAGGCACACGCCGCCCGACCUCAACCUGGAGGAG
This is a messenger RNA of Monoraphidium neglectum, 1899 nucleotides long. RefSeq names its product alpha,alpha-trehalose-phosphate synthase (UDP-forming). Gene Ontology annotation, cellular component: cytosol. The annotation marks the transcript as partial. The record is from RefSeq and is a predicted model, not a curated record. The transcript is spliced from 15 exons. Gene Ontology annotation, molecular function: catalytic activity. Lineage: Eukaryota; Viridiplantae; Chlorophyta; Chlorophyceae; Sphaeropleales; Selenastraceae. Gene Ontology annotation, biological process: trehalose biosynthetic process.